AGUAUUAGGGUUAGAAUGGAUAUAAUAAUGAAUUCGAUUUAAAGUCGAAUUUCUAGGUUGAGAUCGAUUAGACCAGCAAGAAGGGUGGUUAUGGAUUGCUUAUUACUUUGGGAGGAAAGACAUCUUCUACCAUAUGACGAGAACUCUGGCACUGCGACUAUUCGUCGACAAUGAUGGGAAGUGCAUGCUGAUGGAUGAGCCAUUUUACCGCCAACAUCGCAUUCUCAAAUCCAAACUCUAUUCUCUAGGUUUGGAAGAGAGUCCAUUACCUCCUGAAAUCACAGUUCGCGCUCUAAAUUUGAGCAAUGUUGCCCACAAACCUGUGGGAAAGAUUCAUACUGGCAAUUGUUCCUUCACGGAUGAUUGGGGUCUGGCCCUUGUGCGUAACCUCAUAUCCAGUCUCCGCGAAUACGAUGUUAAUCGGGGUGAGGGCGAAACUGAAGGAAGCAAUUUUCGAAAUUAUAUGGAUCGCGCGGUCCAAGAGGUUGGCAACUUUGACUGUUUCAGAAAACCGCUAUCAGGAAGGGCUCUGAAUUUACAUAUCAAAGAAGUUCUGGAGCUGUGCCCGAUGAAAUCAUCUAAAUGA
This is a messenger RNA of Botrytis porri, 586 nucleotides long. RefSeq lists its product as uncharacterized. NCBI's taxonomy places the organism in Eukaryota, Fungi, Ascomycota, Leotiomycetes, Helotiales, Sclerotiniaceae. The record is from RefSeq and is a predicted model, not a curated record. The coding region runs from base 134 to 586 and encodes 150 amino acids. The transcript is spliced from 2 exons.